Messenger RNA from Rodentolepis nana, 1122 nucleotides. Lineage: Eukaryota; Metazoa; Platyhelminthes; Cestoda; Cyclophyllidea; Hymenolepididae. The record is from the annotation of a GenBank genome assembly.
AUGCCAAAAUCACAUAGAAAGUCUAAGGUCCAUAGCGUUGGAUCACGGGCUCUUGAACUUGAGCAGUUCUCCCCGAGAGAAGUCUUAAAAAAGGCUGAUGCUUGCUAUGAAAAACUUAACUCGUCUAAAGCCCUGAAGCUUUACGAGAUGAUUAUUGAGAAACUUUUCAAAUUACCAUCUACAGAUGAAAAUAAUUCUGUGAUGCUUGAUGCACUACAAUCCUCUGCUAAUAUCCUCGUCCAAUUUGAGCGGACUGAUGAGGCAAUAUCACAUUUCAAAAGAGCAAUUGAAAUUUGCCCCGACAAUGGCUACGAAAAGUACAUGUCUCUAGCUCAAUUAUUGGCAGGCGAGGAGGCUGUAAAUUUAUACCGUAGGGGUAUUGGAAUUAUUAACGAUUUGCUCAAAACUUUUGACUCCAAUGAUUCAUCUGGACUUCAAAGUCUCAAGUCUGAUCUUUCGUUUGCCCACUGUGCUGUUGCUGAAGUCUAUAUGGUCGAUCUGUGCGAUGAUUCGAAUAAUUCCGCGUUAGUGCAACAGGAGGUUGAUAAGGCAAUCGAGAUUUGUGAGCAGAAUCCAUUAUCAUGGUAUAUCAAGGCUUCUUGCCUUUUCCUCACUGGCCGCAUAGAUGAUGCAAAAAGUGCUAUCGAAAAGUGCUUGUCCCUCUUCUUGCCAGAAAUUGAGCGGAUAUUUGAUGAGCAAAUUGAAAGAGAAGAUACGCCUGUGGAAGUUUUGGAGGGUGACAAGCUAAUCGCUGAUAUAGAAGAGAUCUCUGGGAUGCCUCCUGAAAAGCACUUCGAAAUGACACUGUUGCUAUGUGAAUUGGGAAUGUAUCAGCAAGCUGAGAAGAUUCUCACUUUACUGAAUGAAAUUGAGGAGGCAAAUCCAGACGUAUUGUUUCAACUUGCGCUUGUUGCUAAGCAGUUAUAUUACGAAACCGAACCUCAAACCGUGCGACUUUAUGUGAAUGCUGCUUUGGAAGCGUGUGCGCAGAAUCCCGAAAUGGUUUCCGAAUUGACUGCUAUUUCAUCCGAUCUCCCUGUUGAAUCUGAAGUUGAAGGAGAUGAUGCUGAUGAUGAAGACUUGGAAGCCGAUUCCGAUGAAGAGGAUAUGGAGAUAGACUGA